AUGUACCAUCCUGCACGUGCUGGCCUUCUUGCCCGGGAGCUGCACAAUCUGAACGUGCAUGUGGCCGCCAUCCAGGAAGUUCGAUGGCCCGGUCAUGGAGAGCGAGAAUUCACGGCGGUGGACCCCAUCGCCAACACCUCUUUCAAGUACCACAUCUACUACAGUGGCGGCGAAAAGGCGAUGCACGGAGUCGGUUUCGUAGUGAUUGGGGAUCAGAAGAACCGAGUCAUCAAGUGGAAGGUGGUGAAUGACCGGAUCUGCGUGUUGAGAAUAAAGGGCAAAUUCUUCAACUACAGCCUGAUCAACAUCUACGCUCCGACGAACGACAAGCCCGAUGACGAGAAAGACGCUUUCUACGAGCGUCUGGACAAGACCUAUGGAGAGUGCCCAAGACACGACGUGAAGAUAGUCAUCGGAGACGCAAACGCGCAGGUCGGAAGGGAAGUGAGUUGCGAAGAGCAGAGAAACGAAUCCUCCGCCGAAAAGAACGGGAGUACGACGAAACGGUACUUGCCGAAGCGGAAGCACAGUACAACGCGAACGAUAAGCGGAGGUUUUAUGCAACUGUCAACGGUGUAA
This is a messenger RNA of Culex quinquefasciatus (southern house mosquito), 579 nucleotides long. RefSeq names its product craniofacial development protein 2-like. Lineage: Eukaryota; Metazoa; Arthropoda; Insecta; Diptera; Culicidae. The transcript has 2 exons. The record is from RefSeq and is a predicted model, not a curated record. Bases 1 to 579 code for a protein of 192 amino acids.